AGCAAUAAAUAUAGUAUAUAAGCAAAUUUAAAUUUUGUAAUGUGGGCGCCAAGCACAGAAGAUAACUAUUUUGCCAGCAUGGACACAGCUAAAAAUAUAGUACAUCUAAUGCCUAGCGUAGAAAUGAUGGUGACCUUUGCAGGAGGAGGACCAAACGAUAUGAUGCGCUCGAAAAAAGCUUGUUUACUGUACGCGGAAAAAGUAGAUUAUAAGGAGUUGAUUCAAUUGCGGUUGGCGGAGAAAUGUGACCAGCGACACAUGUAUAUAGCCACAGUAGACAGCGUAUCGUUUCAAGAGCUAAAGCAGGAUCAGGGUCUGAAUGUAACUUUUGCUGGAUUUAUGGAGAAUGUGGUUCGCAUGCUGAAGGACUGCCACGCGAGCAAGCUAGAGCUAUGCCUAACAGCUACAGAUGUUGCAGAGCAACAGCGCAAGUUCAAGCUGCAAUUUGUGGAAGUUCGUCCUUUUAAAAAUCUAGUGCACUUGUGCCUGCCAUGUCGAGCUGCGCCACUACACACCGUGCUCUUCUACAUCAAUUCAAUGCUGGAUGCGGCCAAUAAGAGAAGUUACAUGCUGGAGCAAAACACCCAGCAAAUGCAAUUAGAACUGAAUUCCCAAAGAGCGCACAUUGAGCAAUUGGGAGGAGAUUGCAAUCAACUACGCUCAACGCUAGCGGAGAAUGCGCGUCAACUGAGCGAAAAACAUGCUCUGGAACUGCAACAAAUGCAGGACAAAAUGUGCAAGCUAAACGAACAGCGUAGCAGUGACUUGGAGCGUAAUCGUCGUACCAUUGCAGGACUGCAAAGUCAGCUGGACAGAGCUAUGCUGGAUAAAGCUGACUUAAAAACCAUACAGGAACAAACUGAAAAACGCAAUCAAAACUUAAAUGAAGAGCUUAGCUGUUGCAAAUCACGAAUGUGCAGCUUAAAGGAACAAAAUGAUAAGUUACAGGGCGAACUAACAGAUGCCAAAAAACACGAACGUAAGCUGGAAUACAAGAUAGAGGAUCUAAAACAACAUACAGCAGAGCUGCAAGAGCACAUACAAAAAGGCAACAAGGAGAAGGCCAACAUUGCUGCCGAGCUGGAAGCUGAGAAAAAGAUUCUGCACACCAAGCGACAAGCGUUGGAAAUGGCCUCCGAUGAGAUUGGCAAAGCGAAUCAGAUUAUACUCAAACAAAAUCAGGAAUUACUUAUACAAAAAAGAACCAUAGCCUGGCGCACUGAAGUAGCGUUGCAACAAGAAAAAGCCAUUAAAGAAAAAGAGAAGCUAUUACGCCUUCGAGAGGAAGAGCUUAAGCAUGCCCAGGAAACCAAUAAACAACUACGCGAAGAAAUUCCACAACAGCUGCAAUCUAUGCGCAACUUUGCGCAGGGUCUGGAACAAAAAUACACAAAUCAAAUACACAAACUGAAGGAGCGCAUAUCCAACGUAUCAGGCAAGGAAAACUGUGGCCUUAAAGCUAAUCGCAAAUAGCAAAAUUAUAUCGCUUACGACAAUUGUUAAUUUAUAUGUAUUUUCAA
Messenger RNA from Drosophila busckii, 1520 nucleotides. RefSeq names its product spindle assembly abnormal protein 6 homolog (gene Sas-6). The transcript has 4 exons. Gene Ontology annotation, biological process: centriole replication. Gene Ontology annotation, cellular component: centrosome; centriole. The record is from RefSeq and is a predicted model, not a curated record. Lineage: Eukaryota; Metazoa; Arthropoda; Insecta; Diptera; Drosophilidae. The coding region runs from base 40 to 1473 and encodes 477 amino acids.